GGAAGAAGAAGUGGGAAAUAAACAAGGUGGUUUUUAAUUUAUUAAACAAUUUUUUAAUUUAUUAAACUAUUUUUUUGUUUAUUUAACUUUUUUUUUUAUUAAAAGGUCUCAAAGUCGAUGAACGACACGGUCUGGAAGGAGUUGUGUGUGCAUUGGGAUAAAGAAGAGACUUCUUCCACCAACUCCACCAACCGCAGGAACGAUCGUAAAGGGAAGGACGUCUUCAAGUAUAACUUGGAUGCUCAAUCUAUUGCCACUCUGGGGGAUCGCAUGGUAAGUUCAGCCGCUUUUUCUUCAAUUAUUUAAGUUUUGAAAUUUUAUUUUUUGUGCAUUUCUUCUAAUUUCUAAUGUUUGUUUAAUUUAUGUUUUUUUCAAGGCGGAAGAAAAUGAUAGCGAACCGGUUGAUGAUCUCGCCCUAAUGAAAAGGGGGUAUACCAACAAGAAGACCGGCCAGAUUGAUGAUGGUCUUGUGAGGGACAUGGUCACCCUGGUCUAAACUCAGGUGCAAGACGAAGUGUCUCAGCUUCAAACCGAGGAUGACGAUUCGACGGCUUCGACCAACUUGUCUCGGGUUCGAAUCAACGAAAUCGUUGAAUCGGUAAGUUCUUUUUUUUAAAGUUCAAUUCAUUUAUUUCUUGUUUUUUAUUUUAUCAUCUUUUUAUAUUAUUUAAAUUUGGCUAUUUUCUAUUUCAGUCGGUUCCAAAGAUGAAGGGACGUUUGGUCGGUUUGGGUCAUCGCUCCCGGUGGGCUGCUCUCUUUUCUGCACCACCGCCCUUUGUUGAUCCAGAAGUACUUACGGCUCAGUUGAAGGACAAGGAUGAUCGCAUAUCUAUGUUGGAGACCCAGAUGACGGCUCAACAUGCGGGCUAUGAGGCACAGAAGAGGCUGAACGAGCAAAUGAUGGAGAUGAUGAAGAGGAUGUACCCGAACGUGAAAGACCCGUAGUUUUUUUUUUUUCAAAAACUCGGAAUGUUUUAUUUUUAUUUGUACAACUUUGAAUAUUAUCUAAUAUGUUUUCAAUUUUAAUUUUAAUUUUAUAUUUUCAAAUUUAAAUUUUAAAAAUUUUAAUUUUUUAAAAAAAUGAAUUUUUUUUUUAAAUUCCGAGGAAAAGAACCCUCAGAAAUUUCCGACGAACAUUACCUCGGAACAAUUCCGAGGGAUUUUUCCUCGGAAUUUUCCGAGGGCUCCUUUCCUCGGAAAUUCCCGAUGAAAAUUCCGAGGAACAUUUCGUAUGAACUUCCGAGGAUUGGACCAUCGGAAAGUCCAUCGAAAUAUCCCGAGGAAGUGCUUCCUCGGUAUAUUCCGAGGACCUCUCCGACGAACUGGUGGUCCUCGGAGUUUCCUCGGAAAUUCAUUUCCUCGGAAUUCCGUCGGAAAUUUCCGAGAGAUUUCCGAGGAAAAAUGAAUUUCCGAGGAGUUAUUUCUGAGGACAUGUUUCGUCGGUAUGUCGUCGGAAUAACGUUAUUCCGACGACAUACCGAUGAUUUUUUCCCUCGGUACGCCGUUGUUUUCUUGUAGUGUAAGAUACAUCAUCUUUUGUAGCAUUAAAAUCUGCAUAUUAUGAUUUAAAAUAAUUAUUGGUUUGAAUCUACUUUUAUAACUUUAUAUUAUACUAAUAGACUAUAAUAGAUAAUUAAAUUCAUAAUAAUAUACUUUUACAAAAUCCUGUUUACCAUAGGUAUUCAGUGAAUCAGUGUUACUUAAUCUAAAAUGGUAGUACGCAAUAUAUCUAUUGAAAUAUAAUAUUAUGAAAAUAAAACAACAACAUUUAAUUAAAAAAAAAGUUUACUAAUAAAAAUUAUGGUAAAUUUUUUAAGGAAAUAAUAAAGUAAUCUUAUAUAUAUAAAACCAUUGUGAAAAAAUAUAUUCAAAAGGUAAUCCAAUAAAAAUGAAAUAACCAAUUAUACUCUAAAAACUAAAAAAAAAUAUUGGUUUAAUAAUCUUAAUCAGUUUGGAUGAUAUGGUUAGUUUGAUAAAAGUAAUAAUAAAAUGUAUAUAUUUUUAAAUAAUCAAUUUUCAAUUGUUAUUUUAUUUAACUAAAUUUAAAAAACUAAUUUCAAAUCAAUUCAGUUUCACUUUAUCUAAAUCAUGAAUAGGUUUAAAAACUUAUAAAAGUAAAGAAAAGUACCAACAGAUUAAAACAUAUAUAUAUAUAUGAAUGAAAAAUAAUUGUUGAUUUGUAUACUGAAUUCAACUGUAAUUACAAGUAAUUUACUUAAUGAAUUUUCAAUUGUUAUUUUAUUUAACUAAAUUUAAAAACAAAUUUUAACUUGACUCAUUUUUCACAUUAUCUAAGUCAUGAAUAAGUUUAAAAACGUAUAAAAAAAAAGAAAGGUACCAACAGAUUAAAACUUAUAUAUAUAUAUAUAUAUAUGAAUGAAAAAUAAUUGAUGAUUAAUAUACUGAAUUCAACUGUAAUUUACAAGUAAUGUACUUACUUUUUAAUGAAGGUGUAGCAAACAUAAAAAAAUAUUAAAUAGUUACAUUAAUUAAAAAUUAUUUUUUUAAUAAUUUAUCAGGUCUUUUCUACAAAAAUAAAUAUCAAAGAUUAAUAUUAUAUUAUUUUAGAGUAAAUUGAAUAUUCUUACACACAUAUAUUUUUAAUUAUUUUUCAUUUGCUUACCCGUCCGUAGAACGGGCUUACCUUAGUUAUUACAUAAAAGACAUAAGAUAUAUUGGUAUAAUAGGAUAAUUGGUGAUUGAACUAAUUAUAAUUUGUUUGGACGUCACAUGAUGCAAGUUUCUUAUAUUUAUCUUUGUUGCCCAUAUUUAUCUUGUUGAAACUUGAAAUAGAUUAUGCAAUUUCAAUUUCUUGCAUAAUUAUAGGAUGCGAAGCUUAUCGAAGGUUCCAAAGUACUGUAGGCAGAACCGUUUGUUGUGGUUGUUUGCUACGGUAAGAUCUUGACCAUCGAAAAUGUCGUACAUGCAGAACCGUCUGUCGAUCCAAGUGUUUGGAGAGAGUUUCAUCGUGGAAUUCUUAUCCAUGGAGCUGCUCAUCAAUAUCGCAUAUGUUGCAGGUAGUUGAUCAUCAUAUGUAAUAAAGUUAAAAAUUAUAUGAUGAUGUAAUGUGUUAUCCCGUGUUAAAAAAAAUAAACUUGAAGUAGAUAUAUAAAAAAGAAAAAGAAAACCUUUUUUUUUUGUCAACAAGGAAAAAGAUAACCAUAAACUUCGAAACCGCCGUAGAAAAUAACGUUGGUAAGUUAGAAACCCCAAUUUCUCUCAAGAAACACAAACAAUGACUAUUAUCUCCGACCUUUCGUGGGAUUUGGUAGAGAAGAUACUCGCUAGGGUUCCCAUAUUUUCUGUAGGAGCUGUGAGAUCCACUUGCAAACAAUGGAACCGUUUAUCCAAAGUUAGGGUUUUGUGUAAAGCAGAAGCGAAGAGGCAUCAGUUUCUAUGCUUCAUGUUGAAGAACUAUAAGCUUUGUUCAAUGAGAUUCGAUCUCCAUGGAAUCCUCCACGGAGAACAAUUCGUGGAUCCAUCGAUAAGGGAGAUCACCGGUGAUUCACUUAUUCAUGUCAAGGUAACCAAAGUAUUUCAUUGUGAUGGCUUAUUGUUAUGCGUUACCAAGGACAAAGAGGAGAACAAAACAAGCCUCGUGGUCUGGAACCCAUAUUUAGGACAAACCAGGUGGAUCCAACCCAAAAAUUAUUACUACAGGCUAGACGUUUAUGCUCUCGGAUAUGACAUCAAUAAACGUAAACACAAAAUCUUGAGGUUCUUCGCGGAUGCCUACAAUGUUUCUCUGUACGAAAUCUACGAUAUUUGUUCUGAUUCAUGGAGAGUUCUUGACAUCACUCAGGACUGGGGCAUAAUGUUUUAUCAUCGUGGUGUGUCUUUGAAGGGAAAUACUUAUUUUUUUGCUAAAGAAAAAAUAGUAUUGGAAGCUGGAGGACCGGAAUCUAUAGCCGAGCCCCAUGCUAUCUUACUUUCUUUUGAUUUUACUAAAGAGAGAUUUGGACCACCUCUGCCUCUGCCGGUUGAGCACUAUAUUGAAGAUACCGGAACACUCUCUUCUCUUAGAGACGAGAAACUGGCAGCCUUAUAUCAGUCCUCAAGUAUGUGUAACGUGAAGAUUUGGGUGACAACUAAGAUUGAGCCCAAUGCAGUGUCAUGGGUUCCCUUUUUAGAAAUUGACUUGGAACCAUUAAGAGGUUUUGAAUUCCAGUUUCACCAUUAUGGUGCCAGUUUCUUCAUUGACGAAGAGAAGAAAGUCGCUGUAGUUUUUCAAAUUGACGAAUCUGAAAUGACCUGCUAUGACACAGCUUACCUCAUUGGGGAGAAUGGAUACUUUGAAAAAAUAGGUCUGGGAGAAGCUGACAAUCACUUAGACUCCAUUCCCAUGGAAGACUAUUGCCCACUCGUGUGCUCUUGCUCCUAUGUUCCAAGUUUAGUGCAUAUCAACAACGAAUUUGUCAAAGACAAAGCAAACGAAGGAGAUCAUCACUAACUAUGAUGAUAAUGUUUUAUUUGUUCUUUUUUUAAUCUCUUCUCAUUUGUUUUUUUUUUUUGAAAUAUCUUUUAGACAAGACUAUUGGCUUUCCCAUGGAUCCUUUACACUCUAGUAUCUGCUUUCAUCUGUUUCCGUAUAUGCAUUUUGGAUACUGGAACAACUAGAUCGAGAGAUGCAACAAAGGGGUUCAGGUCUGAAUCUUUGACUAGAUCGAAACUAGUCUUAUUACCUAAGAUAAAUGUUUGCACACAACAGCUAAUACGAGACGCAUCCAUGUUUUGUUGUUCUCUUUGUAACAUGACCAUAAUGACUAUAGGAUUCAUCAAGAAAAGGCUAGAUAGACGUUAAAAGAUACAGAUCUACUUAUCUCUUCUUGCAUGCAGCAUGCGUCCAUCUUUUUUAAAGAAUAUUAUUGUGUUCCUGUCAUAUCCAUAUCCGGAGUUUUUAACACACAAAAAGUUCCCUCAUGAACGAAAACACUCUUCGACCUAAACUAAAUUAAGCAAAUAAAUAUUUUGAAAAGAGAUUCAUGAUGACUGCUUCAGCCACUACUGCAACGAAAGCGCCUUUAGAUUUUGAGCAAAUUCGUGAGAGUUUAGCUUCUCAUUCAUCACUCUGAAUUUGAUGCAGCGUAGCAUCCUAUUUCUAUUAGGCUUUGGUUUUCUAAUUUCCUUUUUAUUCUUGUUUUAGAUAAACAUUAGUAUCCCCUAUUUAUUAUUUGAGAAGCAUUGCAACAUUUUUUUGUAGCCACGUGUCAUCACUAGAAUGAUUCUUAGAAUCCUUAGAGAAAUAUGUUGGUCAAUCUAAAUAUAUAAUAAACUUUUUAUUAAACCACAAUAAAUAUAUUAUUAAUGUGCUUCAUUCUUUCCUUAAAUAAGAAUACGAAAUUGCCUAAUGUGACUAAAGUAUAUAUAUGACAAU
This is a messenger RNA of Brassica rapa (field mustard), 5374 nucleotides long. Its product is annotated as putative F-box protein At3g20030. Gene Ontology annotation, molecular function: protein binding. The record is from RefSeq and is a predicted model, not a curated record. Lineage: Eukaryota; Viridiplantae; Streptophyta; Magnoliopsida; Brassicales; Brassicaceae.